Molecule: messenger RNA, 882 nt
Organism: Lasiosphaeria miniovina
Lineage: Eukaryota; Fungi; Ascomycota; Sordariomycetes; Sordariales; Lasiosphaeriaceae
Exons: 2
Coding region: 1-882 (293 amino acids)
Biological process (GO): peptidyl-proline hydroxylation to 4-hydroxy-L-proline
Cellular component (GO): endoplasmic reticulum
Molecular function (GO): iron ion binding; L-ascorbic acid binding; procollagen-proline 4-dioxygenase activity
Source: RefSeq, a predicted model, not a curated record
AUGUUCUCGUAUAUAGUGGCCUUCCUGGGACUCCUGGUAGUCUUCUACAACCCUAUUGCGGAAUUCCUGACACCGGGCGUUCCACAAAUCCGGCGGAUACCACGGCCGCGGCUCAACGAAGACCUUUUGGCACUGGAGACGGCCGGCGCCAUCAACGGCACAGGACAGCAAUGCCCCCCCAAUGCCUACUCGAUCCAUAUCUAUUCGAGGGCGCCUCUCGUCAUUUACGUUGAGAAUUUCCUGUCCGCCGACGAGCGGAGCCAUUUGCUAGAAAUCAGCGAGCCCAUCUUUGAGCCCUCCACCGUCACGCACGAUGACGGGGCUACGACGGAACGUGCGCCGACUGUCCGGGACUCGGAGGUCGCGCUGAUCCCGCGCACCGAUGCCGUGAGAUGCAUCGAGGCCCGCUCGCGGGCUCUCCAGGGCUGGCCGGACGAGGUGUGGACCGAGAGGCUGCGUGUGCAGCGGUACCGGCCCGGUGGCCACUACAACCACCACUUCGACUGGAAUCCAUCUCGCGGCGGCUGGGGCAGGGUCAGCAGCUUCAUGGCCUGGGUCGGCGACGGCGGCGGCAGUUUGGAGGGCGGCGGGACCGAGUUUCCUCGCUUGAGACCCCCCGUGGACCCUCGAUGGUGUGCUUUUGUCGAGUGUCCCGGCCCUGACCCGGCUGACGACGAAUCAGCGGGAACGCAGCAGCAGCAGACUCUCGGAGCGAAGCUGGGGGUUGUCUUCAAGCCCGUGGCCGGCAAUGCUGUCUAUUGGGAGAACUUCCGGCCUGAUGGGACAGGACGGGGCUACGACGAGUCGUGGCAUGCUGGACUGCCGGUUGUGAAGGGGGUCAAGGUAGGGUUGAACAUUUGGAGCUGGGGAAAGAUUGAGUGA